Messenger RNA from Ixodes scapularis (black-legged tick), 5085 nucleotides. It is a transcript of the gene NfI, whose product is annotated as nuclear factor 1 B-type. The transcript has 14 exons. Gene Ontology annotation, cellular component: nucleus. Bases 1131 to 3068 code for a protein of 645 amino acids. Gene Ontology annotation, molecular function: RNA polymerase II cis-regulatory region sequence-specific DNA binding; DNA-binding transcription factor activity, RNA polymerase II-specific. NCBI's taxonomy places the organism in Eukaryota, Metazoa, Arthropoda, Arachnida, Ixodida, Ixodidae. The record is from RefSeq and is a predicted model, not a curated record. Gene Ontology annotation, biological process: regulation of transcription by RNA polymerase II.
GUACGGUGCGCGACCGCAGGCGGUCGGAGACGGUGGACGAAAAUUCCUUCGGUAUUUCGAGCGAAUCCUGUCGCAAUGUUCUCGGUGAGCGUCACCACCGUCCGAAUCAUUCGCCCUUGUGGGCUCGCCGGCUCGCCCCGAGACGAGGGUAACCGCGAUGCUAGCUAUCCCGGUAAAAAUCGCAACAUGAGCCAUUUUUGUCAUUUUCUGAGGGGGAGAGCAGCCGCGCCGCGCCGCGCCGCCGCUGCCGCUGCCGCCGCUGCCGCCGAACCAAAAAAAAAAAAAAAGGAAGAAAAAAAGACGCGCGACAAAAGAGGGGGUGGCGGGGAAAGCUUGGCUCAUAAAGCUCGACCGCGCGCGGCGACUCACGUGGCGCAAGCUCCGCCCCCACGCGACGUCAGAGUGACGUUUCUGACGUCACGAACCACUCUCGCUUCCAUUGGUCGCGGGCCGAGAUGAUUGACGAGUGCAACCGGGCUGCGCUCCUCCCCCGCCGUCCUCGCACACCCAGAGACCUACUGCAGCGACUGCUGCGAUUAUUUUCUCGUACUACGCCACAGUCCAAAUCCGCAUUGAUUUUUGGCGCAGGUGUUUUUUUUUUUCUUUCUUUCUUCGCUCUCCCACGUUUGUUUGUUUUGGGCACCCGCUGAGUUGCUCUUCAUCCUCUGCCAUCAUCUGUUCCUCCGUCGGACGCUGCGUCGCUGACUCCCUGGGAUCGAUAGGACGUUUUUUUUUUUUUCCUUGUCCUCGUUCGUUUUUCUUUACUCUCCUACGCCGGUUACCCCCUACCACCCUCUCACUCCCUCCUCAACGCCCGUCCUGCCGCUCGGUUUACGCUCUGUUCUUUGUAUAUCUAUAUACUCUAAACCCGGAAGGAGCGCGUGUGCGUAUUUUCUGUGAUAACAGCACAACAGUCGGCGGCCAAAGUGGCCGGCUCCCCGAGCACUUUUUUUUUUCAAGUUUUAAGUCUCAUUUGCGUGUACCUUUCUGCCGUCCCAAUCGGUGAACGCUGUGCCCCCGAAAGGAUGCUACUUCGGCCGAAAACGUCCGGUCCUGUCGGACCCCACUGAGCAUGGCGUCGUGGCGGAGGGCCCUCUUCGUGGUACUGCCUGCCCAGCGGCUUGCAGCCGAUGGUGGCCUGCGGAAUACCGGCCAGCUGUAGCCUUCCCCAGCUCUCACGGGACUGCAUGCCUUUGGAUGAAUUCCAUCCAUUCAUUGAGGCCCUCUUGCCUCAUGUGAAGGCCUUCUCCUACACCUGGUUCAACCUCCAGGCCGCCAAGCGAAAGCACUUCAAGAAGCACGAGAAGCGCAUGAGCCUCGAUGAGGAGCGCCGGUGCAAGGAAGAGCUUCAGGGGGAGCGUCCCGAGGUGAAGCAGAAGUGGGCCUCCCGGCUUCUGGGCAAGCUCCGCAAGGACAUCACCCAGGAGUGCAGGGAGGACUUUGUGCUGGGCAUCACGGGCAAGAAGCGGGCCACCUGCGUGCUCAGCAACCCGGACCAGAAGGGCAAAAUGCGGCGCAUCGACUGCCUCCGCCAGGCGGACAAGGUCUGGCGUCUGGACCUGGUCAUGGUCAUCCUCUUCAAGGCCAUCCCCCUCGAGAGCACCGACGGGGAGCGGCUCGAGAAGUCACCCGACUGCCACCACCCGAGCCUCUGUGUCAACCCCUUCCACAUCAACGUGUCCGUCCGCGAGUUGGACCUCUACCUGGCCAACUUCAUACUCAGCCACGAUGCACUAAGCGGAAUCCGGGACAGUGUCUGCGACAACGAGAAAGAAGACGACGGAGGUGAUGCCACCAGCAUACUCGCAACGGGCGUCUUCACGUCGGCCGAACUCUACCGACUCUCGAAAGGUUCGGUGCUGCAGCCGUCCAACGGGGGCGGUCACCAGCCGCUGCAGACGGUCAAGCUGGAGCCUCCGUCGACCUACUACAGCUACGCGUCUCCCCCGGAUCCACUGGCGGGCGUAGCCGGACCGACUCUCCGGCCCCCGACGGGCAGUCCUCCGUCGGAGCCGCGCUCCAAGCGGAUCCGGAGGGUCUCCUCCAUGGAGGACGAGGGUCCGCCGGACAAGGACGUCGCUCACUUCUACGCUCACCACGGAUCCGCCGCCUGGCCGGACGUCGAUCACGGGCAGCUUCCGCUACACACAAAAAUAAAGAUGGAGAACGCACCCCCCUUCCCACUGGGGCGCGGGGACCUGAAGCCCCCCCCGACACACCCCAGGGUUCCGGGGGGGCCCCAGGGGAGCCCCCUGGGCAUGGCAGGCCAGCUCCCGGCAGGGUCGGGGUCGUACUACAUCCACCCCGCGGGGAAGUACCAGGAGAACGGGGACACCUUCUCGGACUUUGUGAACCUGGUCUGUCAGGAGGCUCACAACACGGGCUCCAGUUCACAGCCCAGCCCCGACUCCGGAGUGCGAAGUCCCUCGAAGCUGGCCCAGUUUUACUCCAGCUCCAUGCUGCCACCUCCGCCCCCAGCCCCGAUGGCACGACCAGUAGCCAUCAUCCGAUCCACGGGUCUGAGCCCGGCCGCCCAAAGUCCGCCCCAGACGAGCGGGGCACCCAGCACGCCCUCCUCCGACCCUUCCAAUAGGGACGAUCCCAAGGACACGGAUUCCCCGUCGCCAACGCCCGUGUGCAGCACGGCGGGCGAUCCUUCACCAGGCGGCGGGAGCCGGUCCGCGUCGAGCCCCUUCAUGCCGCGAUCAUCUUCCGAGCACAGCUUUGCCCACAUCCACUCGCAGAGCCAACUGUUCUCGUACCCGAGCAUGUCCCCCGUGGGCGGCAUGGGGGGCGGGGUGAUGAGCCCCACGGGCCUGCUGGCCUCCCCGGUGACCACCCCUCGCACCACCCCGCGCACCACCCCAGUCCCCCGCUGGAACCCCCCCUUCAUCGCGCUCGACGAGAACAUGGACUACAACAUGAUGGCGGGCCUGCUCCCCGGGGGGGCCACGCCGGACCCCUCGGACUCCCCGCACAUCAUCACAGGCCCCGGCGACGAACGCUUCUUCUCGGUGGUGACGCCUGGUGACGAGUCGGACGACGUCGGGGCCUCAAAACCGUCCUGAGCCGUCUGCUUGCUCAAGAGGACGCACCCAGGCCUGUGGUGCCAAAACACGGCUUGCCGGGCGGACAUGACAAAUUUUUUUUGUGAUAGGGAGCGCGCUGUUCAACCCGAGUGAGUUUGUAUCAUAGCCCCUUUUCCCACCCCCACCCCUUUUAGAACGACUGCUGUAGCUCAUUUUUUGAGGACGGACAUUUUUUACAAGCUCCACGCUAGAGAAAGAGAGGAUAUCUAUACACAUUAUAUAUAUACACAUUAUAUGUAUACAAAAACACGCGUGCGAGGAAGAAAAAAAAGUAUGUAUACUAUUUCGUCAUAGCCUCUUUUUAGACAUUGCAGAGUCACAAGUAUGGCUAGCUCUAGCUACUACGCUACAAUCUAUGCAAAGUACCCGUGCCCCUUAGGGUCGGACUGCAGAAGCGCAAUAACCUUACGCCGGCGGCCCAUCGUCACUGUACAUAGAGAACGGCGCAAAGACAAAACUGCGCGGCAAGCAUUUUUCGUUAUCCUUUGCGACCUCCCAAAAAAAAAAAACGCUCGUGGAGCUCUUGUUCUUUUUUUUAUAGUUGCAUACGUCCCCAUGUGUAUAUAUAUGGCAAAGGUGUACAGCAGAGUGACUAAUAUAUACGCGAGGGGGGCGGAGCCGGGUGGGCGGGGCCACGGGAGGCAGGGUUGGGUCGGAGACCGCCCCUUCUCUCUCGCCUUGGUUCUCGGUCGUGCGCGCCCGCUGCAGAGCAAGAGUUUGUUAUUACAGUGCCUUCUGAUGGGUGGCAGUGUUUCUUCUGCGCCUGAGUUUCCGCUUGCUAGCUCGCAAUUGGACCAGUUCCUUGCCAGUACAAACGGAGUGCCGGCCGUUGUCCGCCGCACAGUCGCCGACCCGACCCCGACCCAGGCCCGAUCUCCGCCCGGCGUUCCCCCGAUGCAGAGUGUGCCAAUUUCGUUGCGCUUCCCUAGCCUUAGAAUUUGCAAGAAGGGGAGGUUCUUUUUUUUUUUUUGUUUUGUUUUUUUCCAGCCUCUUUUUUUAUUUUAUUUUCCCUUCCCACACUUGCACAAGCUGCCAUCAGAAGUGGGCGAGGGAUUGUUGUUACCGUUGUUGUUGUUUCGAGACGAGGGAUGAAAAGCGCAGUGUUCUCGGGACGGCCUUCCCACCCGCUUGCCAAAAAAUACAUUUUCUGAAAAGUGAAAUCAAAAGCGGGAGGGAGCGCUCGCCCCCCCCCCCCCCCCCCCCCCUUCUCCCCCCCACCCCCCGAAGCCGAGGCGAGCCUCGGAUAGUAGCUGCUGCGGUUUGUGCUAGACUAGGUGCCUUUGACGCCAUGCAAGUGCUUCACUUAGGGUGAGGCGAGCGGAAACGCAACGAUUAUGCAAACGUUGGCGGCGGCGCAUCCCCCCUAGUGCACCCGCCCCCCUCUCCAGUGGGAGGCGCCACUCCGGUGGAGGCGGGGGGCGUUAUUCGACGCCGGCGGGGGAGCGUCCGCCGGGUCUCCCAGCUCAAGCUCAAAAAGGGUGCAUUUAUACGCUCCGUGUGCACGCGCCGCGCUUUCCUCUCCUUUUUGCAAGGGCGUUCGUCGUCGGAGACUGCGACGGGGGAUCUUUGUAAAUAGCGCUUCCUGCCACCGACCCGCGUUUGCGUGUGCCGUGCGUGCUUGCCAAAAGGGGGACCGGGGGUUUGUGUAGUCUCGUUUUCUUGUGCGCGGGGACUCGAAGGAGAUGGACUCGAGACUGUGUUGAAGGUUCUAGUCAAGCAUUUGCGGAGAGAAGCGCGCGCCCCUACGAGAGCGUGCGCAAUGGCGACGCGUCCGAAAGAAAGCAAUAAAGGAGAGAAAACAAAAUAUGAAAAACAAGACAGCUUCCCCCUAGAAGUCAUGCCGGCGCGAGCAAACAAGGCCUGUUACAGAGAGCCGCGUUUUUGUUGGUCUUUUCAUUGUUUUUUUUUUGUUAUGGAUGUCUCUUGUCCAGCAGUUUUUGACUGGAUUUUGUACCUGUUGCCGUUGAGAUAGCCAAUAAACCUUUUUGCAUCUCCA